CCGCUGUUCGCUCUGUUGAUUUCUGCUUAGCAAGUGUAUUUUUUAUAGAUUUCAUGCAAUUAUACUUGCUCUUGCUUAUCUUUCCAUUGGCGGUAGCAAGAGUGGAUCCCGAUUAUGGAUCAAAAUUUGACGCCGAUGUUCUUAUGCGGGCCUUAGGAGUGCCAAUAUGUAUCCGCAAGUGUGUUGAUCCUCUGAUGACGCAAAUAGCUAGUAUUUGGGAUUUACAUAACAUCGUUCAGAAAGCGAAACCCUUGUGCCAGGGACACUCCAUGGCUAUGCAAUGCUUACAAAGAAAUCCAUCUUGUGACGUACAUCAAAUCUUCAAGACAGCUGCCAGUGCCAUAGAGAAAAUGUGUGGAGAGCGGGCACCACUUUUCGAAAAAAUGCGGCCAUGCUUGGAAAAACACGCAGAUAGCGCUGUACGGACUUGCGACGCAAAAUGCAAAGGUCGUUCCACUGUUAGCGCAUUUCUGAACCAUCCAGUUGUUGUCAGAGCAUCGAAAAGCGGUGGAGAUCUCAUAGGAGUCGCCGGUCAAGUUGGAAGUCUGUGCAGUGUUCUCCAAUGUGAGCUUCCUUGCAUAACUAUGGAGCUGAACAAAGUCUGCCCUCUCAGUGGAUGGCUUACCUUGGACGUGCUUCUUCAACCGCUUGAUUUCGUCGCCGAUAAAGUGCUGAACACGUCGCCGGCACUCAAAGAAUUCAUUGAGAAGAAACUCGACAAACGAUGCCAUUUCAUCGUGACGAAGAGUGAACUACUCAAACUAAGAAAGGGACAGUUCAAAAAUAAAUACUAAUUUUUAUAAAAUGGAACUAAACCGUACUGAUUUACUAUGAUUACUAGACAGGCUACUUGUAAUAAGAUCUACUGUGCACUGUCAGACCCACACUGAUCACACGCUCAUGGAUCUUCUUGUAAUUAUGUGAUAAUGCUUUUCCGAUGUUCCCUCAUUGUGAAUAAUUUGGAUAAAACUAUGCCUCCAU
Molecule: messenger RNA, 981 nt
Organism: Cylicocyclus nassatus
Lineage: Eukaryota; Metazoa; Nematoda; Chromadorea; Rhabditida; Strongylidae
Source: the annotation of a GenBank genome assembly